UUAGCAUUACUAUUUCACAUUUAUUAAACAUUACUAAUUAACAAUGUUACACUAUUUUGGCAUACCUCUGUUACAGUGUAACACAAAUAAGUAGAACUCCUGAGUAAUAUUAAAUAACAGCAUGUACUUACUAUAGGAUUAGGGUUUAGUUUAGGGUUGGUUUCUUGUAAUUAUGUGUAAUUUACUGUUAUUAAGUGUAUGUAACAAGAACAUUGUACAAUUAAGCGUAACCUUAUAUUCUUUACAAAGUGAAGCUUUGUGUAAUAACACAGCUGGGGUGCACAUCAACUGCCUGAAGGUGUCACUUGACGUUAUUCACACCCGUCCAAUCAGAGGACAUGUAACAAAGGCUGGGGCAAUGUCUCUGUUUUGAUUGGUUAAGAGGUCGGCCGGGAUGAUGGACGCGCCCCGGAGAAUGCAGUCUGACAUUCAUACUCAGCAAAUUCAUACUCGCAUGAUGGAAGGAGGAUUAACGUUACAGAAGAUAUGCGUCUGCUUCAUACUGUAACUGUAGAAAAAUGACAUUGUAAAAGUAUUUGUCAGUUAUCUUAAAUACAUGAUCAAUAAGCUCUUUUAUUCGCUGGCUGCUAAAAAAGUAGGCCUUGAGUUUCUUGUUUAAAGUGGAAUUAAAGAGCUUGUCCAUCACCUGUUUCCGGAAAUUCCGCGAUUGAAACAUGGAUUUCGUUCUCGGCGGAGUCGCUGCGUGUGGCGCCUGCUUUUUUACAAACCCUCUGGAGGUGGUCAAAACUCGAAUGCAAUUACAAGGAGAGCUGAAAAGCCGAGGAACCUAUCAGGUGUAUUAUAGGAAUGUGUUUCACGCCUUUUACACGAUAGGCAAAAUAGACGGACUGGCCGGUCUUCAGAAAGGUUUGGUCCCCGGGUUGGUUUAUCAGCUUUUUAUGAAUGGGGUCCGGUUGGGGUCUUACGCCAUCAUCGAGUCCUUGGGCUACAUUCACACGGACGGAAGGGUCAGCGCUACGAAGAGCAUAGUGUCCGGGGCCAUUGCCGGUGUGGUGGGCGCUGUAAUCGGGAGCCCGAUUUACCUGGUAAAAACACAUCUCCAGUCUCAAUCCACUUCCUCUAUUGCAGUCGGACACCAGUAUAAGCACAGGGGAAUGAUGCAUGCUCUAUUGGCCAUCCACAAACAGCAUGGAAUUCUGGGUUUGUGGAGGGGUGCAAGUGCGGCAGUCCCAAGGGUCAGUGUGGGGUCAGCUGCUCAGCUCUCUACUUUCUCUGCCUCUAAAGAGCUGGUCACUGACCUACAGGUGUUCUCUGAGGGCAGCUGGUUAAUAGCUCUGAGUGCUGGUAUGACCAGUAGUGUAGUGGUUGUAUUAGCCAUGACUCCUUUUGAUGUGGUCAGUACUCGACUCUACAACCAGCCUGUGGACCAUGUGGGCAAGGGCAUAUUGUACCGAGGUUUUGCAGACUGUUUCUCUAAGACGUUGAAGAAGGAAGGCAUGACUGGUUUGUAUAAAGGUCUCGGAGCCUCCUACUUCCGCAUCGGACCUCAUACCAUCCUUUCCCUACUUUUCUGGAAUGAGUUGCGCACUUUGUACCAUAACUAUGGCUAGCGUCUUGCUAUUGCCUGCAACAGCAAAAUAUCAAUAGUGUUUCCCUGAUUUGGUGAUUAAAGAAGCAAUUUAGCACUGAGGUACAAAAGGUGCUUGCUAUGUUGUGAAUAUAGUCAGCUAAAAGUUGUCAGUAGACACAACGUGCAGCAGAGUGCUCUUUGCUUUUAUAAAAUAGUUACUACAUACUAAAUAUAUUAAGGACUUUUUUAUUAAAACAUUAUUUUAUUAAGCAUUCAUAUGGCAGCCUUUCACUAGAAGAUAUAGGUCCUGAUAUAACAAUGUUGCUAUGCAAUGAAAAAUAAUAAUAAUGAGCCAUUAGUAUAUGGUGGAAUGAAACAGCUGGAAGGCUGCACUGACCAAGAGCCAGGACUGGAAUUAUCAAAUAAAAAUAAUUAAAUAAAUAUAUAAAACUCAAUUAGAAUGCAUGUAGCAGGAUUAAAUAUUUAAUUGAUCAUUAUGUUGUUAUACAAACACACUACAGUGAAUAUGCAUAUGGUUUUACGGAGACGGAACACAUGUACACUUCUGUUUACUUAUGCAAGUUAUGUUAUUGAAUUUCUGGUUCUGAUUCAUCACAUUUUUUUCUGAUGCUUAAUUGAUGGAAUAAGGAAGCAGUUCUGCACAAAAGAGUGUUUAAAGAGGAAAUAUCUCUUCAAACAAACAUUUAGAUCUGGUACCUGUUGAAAAUGAAUGCACAAUCUAAUUUUAUGCAUAAACGUGUUUUCACAGAGAACUUUUAUGUCAUUAAUUUUUUUAAUCAUCUUUUUUUUAAUAAACUUAUUUUUAUUUAUUUAUUUUACUUGUGACCCUUUCCUAAAGAAUAAAUGUAAUCCACUGCAUCAGAAUCACAUGGUUGAACAAAUUUAUUUUACUUUACUAUUAAUCACAUUAUGUACUGUAAAUGUUUAGUUCUCACCAGAGAUUGUGUAGAAUGACUGUAACCCAGCUGUUUGUUUUUUUUCCAUUUGUCUUUUUCUUUGACUUUGACUUGACAAUGACAUCUAUAAUUAUUAAUCAUGUUUGGAAGGAAAAAGACUUACUUUUGAGUAGUUCCAUCUGACUGGUUAAAAAAUAACAAUAGCAUUUUCUCAACCUUUUUUUGUGUCUUGUUUUUCAGUGCCUUUAAUGUAAGAAUGUCUACUUUGUUUCAAUCUUGGUUUCUUUGGUGGAACAUAAAUUUAAAAAGCAACAGAUAUAAACCUUUUCACUUUUGGUUGUACAAUUAACAGUUUCAUGUCAUGUUCAUUAAAGUUCUUUGAGAACAUGACAUAAUCCCGUUAGAACCGUUAGAAGAAUAAGAGUAUUCAGUGGGACCGAAUAAUGGUCACCAUUUGCCUUAAAUUACAUGUGCUGUACUGAAUGAGCUGUUUGAUGCUUUAGAGAAACUAAUGUAAUAUUAAAUUACUUACUAAGAGGUUUAAAUUAUAUAGGUAAAUUAUGGGUCUGUAACAUAAGAUAAUAUAUAAUUUGAGAAUAAACUAUUUUUAAAAGAA
This is a messenger RNA of Cyprinus carpio (common carp), 3064 nucleotides long. It is a transcript of the gene slc25a35, whose product is annotated as solute carrier family 25 member 35. NCBI's taxonomy places the organism in Eukaryota, Metazoa, Chordata, Actinopteri, Cypriniformes, Cyprinidae. The record is from RefSeq and is a predicted model, not a curated record.